Odobenus rosmarus divergens (Pacific walrus) is the source of this 1178-nucleotide messenger RNA. RefSeq names its product rabphilin 3A-like (without C2 domains) (gene RPH3AL). Gene Ontology annotation, molecular function: small GTPase binding. The record is from RefSeq and is a predicted model, not a curated record. NCBI's taxonomy places the organism in Eukaryota, Metazoa, Chordata, Mammalia, Carnivora, Odobenidae. Gene Ontology annotation, biological process: intracellular protein transport.
ACCAGGCCCGGCGAAGCCCCUCGGUUCCUGAUGUGACUCCUGGCCCUGGCUGGGCACUCGGAGCCAUGGCCGACACCAUCUUCGGCAGUGGGAACGACCAGUGGGUUUGCCCCAACGAUCGGCAGCUCGCCCUGCGAGCCAAGCUGCAGACGGGCUGGUCUGUGCACACCUACCAGACAGAGAAGCAAAGGAAGAGCCAGUGCCUCAGCCCAGCCGAGGUGGAGGCCAUCCUGCAGGUCAUCCAGAGGGCAGAGCGGCUGGAUGUCAUGGAGCAGCAGAGAAUCGGACGACUGGUGGAGCGACUGGAGACCAUGAGGCGGAACGUGAUGGGGAAUGGCCUUUCCCAGUGUCUGCUCUGUGGGGAGGUGCUGGGCUUCCUGGGAAGUUCAUCAGUGUUCUGCAAAGACUGCAGGAAGAAAGUCUGCACCAAAUGUGGGAUCGAGGCCUCCCCCGGCCAGAAGCGGCCUCUGUGGCUGUGUAAGAUCUGCAGUGAGCAGAGAGAGGUCUGGAAGAGGUCGGGGGCCUGGUUCUACAAAGGGCUCCCCAAGUACAUCCUGCCGCUGAAGACCCCUGGCCGGGCCAAUGACCCCCACUUCCGACCUUGGCCCAUGGAGCCCACUGAGCAAAAGCCCAGAAGCGCUGAGACUGGUCGUGUCUACACGUGGGCCCGAGGGAGAGUGGUUUCCAGUGACAGUGACAGUGACAGUGACUCGGAUCUCAGCUCCUCUAGCCUGGAGGACAGGCUUCUUCUGACGGGGGUCAGGGAACCCAAAGCUACCAAGCCCUGCGGGGAGGCAGGUGGCAGCAUGGGGUCUCCCAAGAUGGGCCCCACCUGCCGGCCCAGCCACCUCUUGGGGAGCCAGAACAGCCUGGCCAGUGAGACCGGGACCGGCUCUGCAGACCCACAGCCAGGCCCCCACCCUGGCCAGACCCAAAGAGCCCCGGCAAAAGGCACACCUGGGCAAUUCCCCGCUGCUGACAUGGCCUCCGAAGGCCCCGUCUGCCUGCCCUGGCAGAGACAUGUUUGGUGCAUGGAGCAGACUUUCCAGUGGAAGAGUUCGAGAGAGAAAGAAAACUGGGAGGGUCUGACCCUAGUAGACCCAGGUUUACUGCUGGCCAAGGGUGAACUAGAAGGAUUUGGUACUGAGGCCCCCAAGCCCAGCCAAAGGCUGGAGUGA